Messenger RNA from Scutellospora calospora, 191 nucleotides. NCBI's taxonomy places the organism in Eukaryota, Fungi, Glomeromycota, Glomeromycetes, Diversisporales, Gigasporaceae. The record is from the annotation of a GenBank genome assembly.
AAGCUCGGCGUGAGGUGGCGGAACUAGAUGAAGAUGAUGUGGAACAGUAUGUGCGUAAUAAAUUCAAAAAUCUUAACGAAAUGGAGAAUUAUAUCUUAAGCAAGAAACCCAAAAAGCCAGCAAAAGGUUCUCACGAAUCACAAGAGGAAUACAAAGAAAAAAAUGAGGGUAAAGAUAGUCACUUUUACUAA